This is a messenger RNA of Aureobasidium vineae, 1362 nucleotides long. Lineage: Eukaryota; Fungi; Ascomycota; Dothideomycetes; Dothideales; Saccotheciaceae. The record is from the annotation of a GenBank genome assembly.
AUGGCGCUUGAUCAGCAGCGCAAUUGGACCAUAUCCAUGGCCGAGAGCCUGCAGGCCGUCAAGGACAAGACUGCCGCCGCCGCCAACCCGUCACCCGAUCAAACACCACACUUCCCCGUCCGAGAUGACGACCCCAUAUCCCACAACUACCGCACGACCGAGCCAGCGUAUCUCCCCGACGAGCUUGUCCUCGAAAUACUCGAAUAUGUCGCCGUCACUCCCGAAGCGCAAAAGUCUCUAUACACAUGCUGCCUCUUAUCGCGACAAUGGCACAUGGCUGCCCUUCCUUACCUCUACGCAUACCCAAAGAUCUACGGCAAGAACUACGACCCUUUCUACCGCACCAUGUGCCCCUCAAUCAACCUUCGCAUCAAAGAGAGUCCAUUGGCCGGCCUCGUCAAGGUCCUGAACCUGGGUAUGCUAGUCCACCACAGUAGCAGGAGUGUCACGGCAAGGGUCUUGCGAAGGACAGAGGGCAGCUUGCAAGAGUUUGUUGCUCCACAGGCCUCCUUUGCCAUCAACAGCUAUGCCGCCUUGUCAAAGUCGCACAACCUGCGCAGCCUCGACCUGUCGCUUGUGUCUGAAGCCCAGCCUUUAGACAUGCUGUUCAAGUCCCUUAGAUCCUUGAACCACCUCGAACGCCUUCGUUUCCCGCGCUCCUCUGGAUUCGGCGCAAACACCGUCGACCCCGACUCAAUUGUCUGGCCCCAGGCUUUGAAAGAUCUUCAUAUUAGCGGCGGCAUCGAUGCAAACUUCCUCUACGGCAUCGUCCAUUUUCCUCCAGCUCUGGAACGUCUAACGGUCGAACACUGUCCGCAAGCAAAAUCUCACGCCAUCCGUCAGCUACUCUCGACACUGUCCCGCGCACACUUACCCCUCAAGGCAUUGUCAUUAUCCCACCUACCGCGACUAGGCAUAAGCUCGCUAGACCCCGUGCUGGGUUUAUUCCCCGACCUCGAGGAACUCAGCGUCAGUGUCGACUAUAUUACACCCGCAAUCUUCAACCCCGACUUCCAAGAGUGGCAAUCUGAGGACACACCCAACUUCACCAACCACAAGCUGCGCAUGCUCGCCUUUACCAACUCUGGCAACCCCGGUGUUGACGACAAGUUUUCUCCCAUCGACGUCCUUUUGACGUUAGACGAGGGCUCAUUCCCGAGUCUGCGCCAGGUCAAGAUUGCAAAGAGCUUGGGAUGGGAUCGUGGCGAGACACGAGAUGAGACCGAAGCUCUGAUUGACAGAUUGGUAGAACUUGGAACAAAAGACUACGAAAACAAGACAGGCGUCUAUGCAAACAUGUCUACAUAUCAAUGGAAGACUGCCAACUGGAAAGACUGGGCCGGUGUUUGGAUCAUUGAUUAG